Molecule: messenger RNA, 871 nt
Organism: Salvelinus namaycush (lake trout)
Lineage: Eukaryota; Metazoa; Chordata; Actinopteri; Salmoniformes; Salmonidae
Product: U6 snRNA-associated Sm-like protein LSm1
Exons: 4
Coding region: 93-494 (133 amino acids)
Biological process (GO): deadenylation-dependent decapping of nuclear-transcribed mRNA
Cellular component (GO): P-body; Lsm1-7-Pat1 complex
Molecular function (GO): RNA cap binding
Source: RefSeq, a predicted model, not a curated record
CCCUGCUCUUCCUGUAGUGAGGAUACAGAUAUACUUUUGAACGAUUUGUCUUGACACAUGUCAUACACGGCGAUUAACUACACACGAUCAAAAUGAACUACAUGCCAGGGACCGCGAGUCUCAUCGAUGAUAUAGACAAAAAGCAUCUUGUACUUCUUCGAGAUGGAAGAACGCUAAUUGGGUUUCUGAGAAGCAUUGACCAGUUUGCCAACCUAGUUUUUCAUCAAACAGUUGAGCGCAUCCAUGUGGGCAAGAAGUUUGGAGACAUCCCCAGAGGAAUCUUCAUUGUGAGAGGAGAGAAUGUUGUUUUGCUUGGAGAAAUAGACAUUGAUAAGCUGUGUGACAACGUCUUGCAGCAAGUUUCUAUAGAGGAGAUCCUGGAGGAGCAGCGAUUGCAACAGCAAGCCAAGCAGAAGACAGAGAAAGCCAAGGUGACCGCACUGAAGGACAGAGGCCUAUCCAUCCCAAAAGCAGAUAAUCUCGAUGAAUACUGAAGGCACUUCUGUUCCAUUUUCUUCCGUAAUACUGGACUCCUCAGUUAUAUUUUGAAUAGGGGAUUAUUUUGAAGACUGUGAGAAGAAUGUGUGCUUUGUAGAUGACGCAACGUCACACUAAAUACUGUAGUGAUUUCAUUUUGAUUAUGACUCAUUGGUUUGAAAGCAAACAAUGAAUUAAGUGAUGCAUGAUUUGAGGGUAGACGACACAACCUAGAUUGUCUACAAGACUACAUUUGAUGAGAAAUCAAUUAUGAUUUUCAUACCAUAGCACUGAGAACUAAGUCAAUAGUAUAUAGUGAUGAACUCUGUUAGUGUAAGCAGACACAUUGUAAUGGCAAGAUUUGUUUUCCAUAAAAGUUUUUGUUAUUUUAUUA